Molecule: messenger RNA, 231 nt
Organism: Protopolystoma xenopodis
Lineage: Eukaryota; Metazoa; Platyhelminthes; Monogenea; Polystomatidea; Polystomatidae
Source: the annotation of a GenBank genome assembly
AUGCGUGAGGGUGUGUCUGUCGACGGUACCGGGCAGAAGGACAAACGAACAAGACUGACGAACGACUCGACAAAGUUGAGAAGCGAGCUUAAACCGGAACCGCAAAAGUCAACCCACCCAGCAAGCCCGAGAAUGCGUGGAAGGGAAAACUGGUUUGGGGGUCGCAGGGCAUGCUACUUGACACCAGCAGCAGUAGUCUUGCCUUGUCCACCAGACAGGAUAUUGAUUUAA